GGAUCAUGAUGUCUGGACCUUAUGGUCUGGUCUGGUCUGGUCUGGUCUGAACGGUAGGAUCCUCCCUCCCUGUGAGAUCAUCACACUUUUAAUUAGACCGGAUCCGCCAAUUAACAGGAAGUCAGCCGGUCUCUCUGAGCCCUUUAAAAGCAGCCGAGUCUAACCUCCAGCAGGAUUCUGACUGAGGCUCAAACGAGAUCUACACAAGGAUGACUUCCACUAUACUUUGUGCUGUUAUUUUGCUGGUGUGUGCCUUGACACUCAGUGCUGCUCAGACGAGCUGUAAAGGUCGAUGUGGUGCUGAGUACUACAGGGGUUACAUGUGCCAGUGUGACUAUGGCUGCCUGCUUUAUGGAGAGUGUUGCAAAGACUUUGAAGCCCAGUGCACCACAAAAAAUUCAUGUAAAGGAAGAUGUGGAGAAGGCUUCAAAAGAGGCCGGCUGUGUAGCUGCGACUCUGACUGCAUUAAGUACAAACAGUGUUGUACUGAUUACAAGAUGCACUGUGAUGCAGAAGAGCCGACUGUGAUUGAAGCAACACCUUCUACAUUCAGCGAAGGAAACGAUGCAGAUGACAAUUUGAUUCCACUGGUCACUCCAACAUCAUAUCCACAAGACGAUCUCAGUGAUGAUAUGAACAGCCAGGUUUUUCCCAAAGAUGAAUUUUCCAACAAUGAAGACGGGCAGCUGGAGGCAAGUCCAAUCCCAGAGAGCACCAGCGGCUACGGAUCAUCUACAGCUGACCUGCUGGAUCAAAUGUCUGCUGAACCCACACAGGAUCCAGACGCUCUGGAGUUCAGUAAAGAGACAUCCACAGUCCUCCCUCAGACACAGACGACUCUCUCAGAUGACGCAACAACGCAGGCCAAAGACAACCCCUCCACCCUUUACCCCCCCUUUACUGAAGAAGCCCCAACAGAAAGCACAGAUGCCAGUGAUGCCUCCAGCUCAUCUGACACAGGAACGACUCUCCCUCAGCCCACAACAUCAGCUGAUCACGUCUCCAGCCAGCCAACAUCAGCAGCCCAAACUGAGCAUCCUCCGAGAGGUGACACCCCAGAGACUGGGGGGGUAGAGCAGAUUGAGGAUGUGGCUGUAGCUUUCUCUGAUGAACCAGAAGUUGCAACCCUACCCUCCAACACAGCAUCCUCUGCAGCCCCAAUAGCCACCAGACCUCCCCAGGAAUCCUCCACAGUCCUGGAAAACUCUCAGGUCACAACCAUCACUGCCUCGAUGAUGAACCUGAAACCGAUCCCAGAGAAAACCACUGAAAACCCUGAACCAGAUGUUACUGAGAACAGCUCAGACACCGUCACAACCAGCCCUCCAUCUCCUCUGGAAGACCUUCAAGAUCCUUCCGUCAGUGACUCUCCUGCAGGAAUGGAGCUGACGACCCAUAGUCCCUCAUCCACAGACGCAGUGCAGGAUGACGUUACAGCAGGAGAAACCACUGCUGAUACGCUAAAUGUCACCCCAGACCCGACCAAACCCACAGCACCUGAAGCCACAUCUAAACCCCAGGACAAGCCUGACCCAUACGAGCCAUUGCCAGCUACACCCACUCCGGCUAAACCCACUCCGGCUAAACCCACUCCGGCUAAACCCAGCUCCAAACCUGAGGCGAUAGAGGACACUAGAGACUACCAAGCAGAUGACAACAAUGAUACAAAUCUGUGCAGUGGGCGGCCAGUGAGUGGAGUCACCACGCUGAGGAACGGCACAAUGGUGGUUUUCAGAGGACACUACUUCUGGGUUCUGGACAGAAAUAUGGUUGCUGGUCCAGCCCGUGGCAUCACACAGGUGUGGGGCAUCCCGUCCCCCAUCGACACUGUGUUCACCCGCUGCAACUGCCAGGGCAAAACAUACAUCUUCAAGGGAUCCCAGUACUGGAGAUUUGAAAAUGACGUCUUGGACCCCAGCUAUCCAAAGGUCGUCGAAACAGGCUUUGACGGACUCCGAGGUCACAUCACAGCUGCUCUGUCUGUGCCUCAGUACCAGAGCAGGAGGGAGGCAGUUUACUUCUUCAAGAGAGGUGGACUGGUCCAGAAAUAUUCAUACCAGUCUGGCACCAGUCCAACAUGCCGAAGGAAAGUCCAGUACGCCGUUUACACAAUCCGGAACCGAAUGGUUCGACAAGCAGUGUCUACUCUCGGGCCGGCUGUCAACAUCCGGACAUCUUGGAGAGGUUUCCCCACCACCAUCACAGCCGCUGUGUCCGUCCCAAACAACAGAGAACCAGAGGGAUAUAAGUACUACGUCUUCUCAAGAUCCAAAUCCUACAAUGUGAGGAUGAAUGGUGAACGUCCCGUCGUUGCUCCUCCUCCUCCUCCUUCAGUCAACACAUCACCUCAAAGCAACAACUUCUUCAAAUGCUCAAAGAACAUCUGAUGAAACAAAGGCUUUUCCCCCUUAGUUUUCAAGUUUAUUACAUUCUUCAUACAACACACUGCUUCAGCAUGGACUGAUUACAAAAAGGUACUUUACAAGAACAAUAAAAAACAAAACUGAAAGCUUUAAAACAGUAUCAGGAACAUUAUCAAGGCUGAUUACAGCAAUUGAACACACUGAUUGGAAAAUAUGUUUUUAAGUUCUCAUUGUCACGUUUUCUGACGAGUUCUUCAUCUUGCGAAUCGUCUCCCGUGUACACCCCGAGAAGGAAACCCCUGGCCUGUUGGGACAGAAAAUACUUUUGUUUAAAGAAAGAUUUAAAAGAUAUAAAUUAAUUAUAAUGCACCAACGUGUAUUAAAUGUUAAGACGGGUAAUUAAAAUGAAACAAAUGACUUGUGAGCACCAGGGGUAAAAUCUUUGAGCUUGAUAUAGGUCAUUUCAUAUCCGGAUAAAGAAUAAAUAAAUAGACUAUAUGAAACAACCACUAGGUAAAGCCUAUGGUUGUACACUCCAUGUUAUCACAUCUCACACCUGUGGUUCGAUCAGAACAAUUGACAUAAAUAUUGCUGUAAUGAGUGCCGCUCUCUUUUUUUUCCACAAUAUCGCAAUAGUUAUAACAUAGGAUUGACAUUUUUAUAUAGUUACAACAUAACGUAACAUAAAUAGCUGCCAAGAAACGUGAAAAAUAAGUUAGUUUCAGUAAGUAAUUUCAUUCAUCAAACAACAAUUAUAUUUUCUUUUCUUUUUUCUGUCUGAAACAAAACUGGAAAUCUAAUGUGUGAUCUGAUUUUAAAUAAACAUGGAAGU
This is a messenger RNA of Centropristis striata (black sea bass), 3195 nucleotides long. It is a transcript of the gene prg4b, whose product is annotated as proteoglycan 4b. The record is from RefSeq and is a predicted model, not a curated record. NCBI's taxonomy places the organism in Eukaryota, Metazoa, Chordata, Actinopteri, Perciformes, Serranidae. Gene Ontology annotation, molecular function: scavenger receptor activity; polysaccharide binding. Gene Ontology annotation, biological process: immune response. The transcript is spliced from 14 exons. The coding region runs from base 210 to 2387 and encodes 725 amino acids.